Messenger RNA from Oncorhynchus gorbuscha (pink salmon), 1322 nucleotides. Its product is annotated as emerin-like. The record is from RefSeq and is a predicted model, not a curated record. Bases 12 to 764 code for a protein of 250 amino acids. The transcript has 7 exons. NCBI's taxonomy places the organism in Eukaryota, Metazoa, Chordata, Actinopteri, Salmoniformes, Salmonidae.
GUAACACAGGAAUGUUGUGUGGAAGUGGGUGGGGACAGAAGCUUGAUUUUUGGAAAUUAAACUGUAAGUCAACACGAGAAAUUGUCUGUUUCAAUCAGAGUAGCUACAAAUAUAUCGCCGACAGUAUGGCCGCACUGCGCAAUAAAUCUGACCAAGAAAUCAAGGAGCUGCUGGAUGAGUAUGGAAUUAAGCAUGGUCCUGUCGUUGACACUACAAGACCACUGUAUGAGAAGAAGCUGACAGAAGCCAUGGUCAAAGCCAAGGUCACUGUGACAAAACCAUCCCCAGACAGAACCUUCUACAGAGAGGACCAGGAAGAAGUCACCUAUGUCACCUACCAGACACCAGUUAGAAGUGAGGGUCCUUCUGGAGAUGGGAAACCCUACAUGAGGUCAAGACCAGAGUACAGCGAGAGGGUGGAUGAUAAACCCUAUUCAAGACCAGAGUACAGCGAGAGGCACCGGGUGGAUGAUAAACUCUAUUCGAGAUCAAGACCAGAGUACAGCAGUGGAAGACCGUACAUUGAUGAACCUGUUUUCAGGCCCCAUGUCUACAACACACCGUCGUCAUCAUCCUACUCCAAACCAACGCCUGUGGUGAAGUCUGGAGGUGGCGUUGUGAAGAAGGAAAACACAACGAGUUCUGGGAGACUGAUCCCUCUCUGGGUCCAGUUCCUGGUCUUCCUGGUCCUAGCCGGGUUGCUCUACUUCAUAUUCACUAACAUGGAGUCUGCAGAGAGUAGCCCCUUUAACAGAAUCCAAUGAUCAAAACAUUUACAAAUAAAUGUCAAUCUGGGAUAUGUUCUUUUAGGCACGAAACGGUCCAAAAAUGGGGAAGUACUAUUUGUUCUUGAGCUAUAAGAAUCACUCGUUUUCUGAUGGACAAUGUUUAUUUUUUAAAUGUUUCAUUACGUGUGUCCGAAUGAAUAUGACCCAGUUAUAUAUAAUGACACUUCCUAUGUCUGUUUUUUUUUUUAUCUUUUAACUCUUUUUGCAUGUUCUUUAAGGUGACUGGGUUCUGGGAACUUUACUAUUGGUGAAAGGAAAGCUGUAACAUUUCCUCCUGUCUCAACUCCUAUGUAAUGACUAGACGGUGAUGUAAUAGUGUUUUGUUUAUCAGAACUACCUUGGGGUGCUUCUACUGUGGGGUAACAGUACUGUCUUCAUCUUCACAAAUGUAGAGAGCCCGCGGCCCACCAGUAAAUGUAGAGAGCCCGCGGCCCACCAGUAAAUGUAGAGAGCCCGCGGCCCACCAGUAAAUGUAGAGAGCCCGCGGCCCACCAGUAAAUGUAGAGAGCCCGCGGCCCACCAGUAAAUGUAGAG